Molecule: messenger RNA, 2698 nt
Organism: Pogonomyrmex barbatus (red harvester ant)
Lineage: Eukaryota; Metazoa; Arthropoda; Insecta; Hymenoptera; Formicidae
Gene: Cul4
Product: cullin 4
Biological process (GO): ubiquitin-dependent protein catabolic process
Cellular component (GO): cullin-RING ubiquitin ligase complex
Molecular function (GO): ubiquitin protein ligase binding
Source: RefSeq, a predicted model, not a curated record
AGAGAGAGAGAGAGAGAGAGAGAGAGACGUAUGUGUCUCGUGUGUGUGAUCGAAGUGUAUGCUAUUCUGCGGUGCAAGAAAAGGAAUAAGAGUAGUCGUGUUCCUCCGCACCGAGGGCCGACGGCCGGGCGAUGCUUGCAUAUGUCUAGGUUCGGUGAUAUUCAGGUUUGGUGUGUCAAACAGGUGAAGAAGGCGGCUAUUGCCGCCGUUACCAUUUCCUCCCCCUCCUCAACAAGCUCCACCGUCGCUGCUACUACCACCGCUACCACCGCCGCCGCCACCGUCACCGCCAUCGUCGCUGCCGCCGUCGUCGCCGAUCUUACGGCGGUGUUGAAUUACGAGAACGUAGCCAAGCGCUGCAAGCUGGCUGCCGUGAGCAUAACGCAUCCGGACGAGAUCGACGUGAUCAGGGGAAACGAAAUCAUCAUGGCGGACAUAGCGGCUGCCACCGCCGCCGUCGCUACCGCUGCUGCGAAUGACACGCAGAGGCGGGCCAAUUUUUCGGCAUUGCCAGGCAAUCCGAACGGCGUCAAAAUCUCGAGCCUCGCGAACGCAAAACCCGGCUCCGCGAAAAAGCUCGUCAUCAAGAAUUUCAAAAAUAAACCUAAGCUACCAGAGAACUAUCAAGAACAAACAUGGGAAAAAUUACAGGAGGCUGUGGUUGCGAUACAAACCAGCAAAAGCAUCCGAUAUUCUUUAGAGGAACUUUAUCAGGCAGUUGAAAAUAUGUGUAAUCAUAAAAUGGCAUCAACACUUUAUACAAAUUUGACUAUUCUGACAGAAUCUCACGUAAAGGCUAAUAUUGAACAAUUUCUGGCCGAAUCUAUGGAUAGACAUAUAUUUCUAAAAAAGAUGAAUGAAUGUUGGCAAUCACAUUGCAGACAAAUGAUAAUGAUCAGGAGCAUAUUUCUCUAUCUCGAUAGAACAUAUGUUCUACAAAACCCGAGCAUUUCAUCGAUAUGGGAUAUGGGACUACAUCUAUUCAGACUUCAUAUUGUAUUGAAUAAUUUAGUGCAAACACGUACAGUUGAAGGUCUUCUCAUGCUCAUAGAAAAGGAACGACAAGGUGACACUGUAGAUCGAACACUUCUCAAAUCGCUAUUAAGAAUGUUGUCGGAUCUACAAAUUUAUCAAGAAGCUUUUGAAACAAAGUUCCUACUGGCUACAGAAAGAUUAUAUGCUGCUGAAGGUCUGCGAUUGAUGAAUGAACACGAUGUUCCUGAAUAUCUGGCUCAUGUGGAUAAACGUUUGCAAGAGGAAAACGAGCGACUGUUACAUUAUCUCGAUACAUCAACUAAAUGGUCACUCAUACACACUGUAGAAAAACAAUUAUUGUCUGAACAUAUUACUAGUAUUUUACAGAAAGGCUUAAGUGGAUUGUUGGAUGAAAAUAGGAUUAGUGAUUUAUCAUUACUUUACAACUUAUACAGUCAUAAAAAUGGCCUUGUGGAGCUUUGUUUGAAUUUUAAUUGUUAUAUCAAAAAAAAAGGCAAAACGAUAGUUAUAGAUCCCGAAAAGGAUAAAACGAUGGUACAGGAGUUGUUAGAUUUCAAAGAUAAAAUGGAUAAUAUAGUUAAUACAUGCUUUCAUAAAAAUGAAAAGUUUGCAAAUAGUUUAAAAGAAGCUUUCGAGGCUUUUAUUAAUCAAAGAGCAAACAAACCAGCAGAAUUAAUAGCUAAAUUUGUCGAUUGUAAGUUACGUGCGGGUAAUAAAGAAGCAACAGAAGAAGAAUUAGAGAGAUUAUUAGAUAAAAUUAUGGUACUCUUUCGGUUUAUUCAUGGAAAGGAUGUUUUUGAGGCGUUUUAUAAAAAGGAUUUGGCCAAACGUUUGUUAGUGGGAAAAUCAGCUUCUGUAGAUGCUGAAAAGUCAAUGUUAUCUAAAUUAAAACAGGAAUGCGGUGGUGGAUUUACUAGUAAAUUAGAAGGAAUGUUUAAAGAUAUGGAACUUAGUAAAGAUAUCAAUAUUGCGUUUAAACAGUUUCCAUUUUUCAUUUUUCAGAAUGAAGAACAAAAAGCAACAGAAGAGAGAGUUUAUCAAGAUAGACAAUACCAGAUAGAUGCUGCUAUUGUCAGAAUUAUGAAAAUGCGAAAAACUCUGACCCAUAAUCUUCUUAUCAGUGAGCUGUACAAUCAAUUAAAGUUUCCUGUAAAGCCUGCAGAUUUAAAGAAACGGAUCGAGUCUCUUAUAGACAGAGACUACAUGGAACGAGAUAAGGAUAAUUCAAAUCAAUACAAUUAUGUUGCGUAACCUAAAGCAAAUGCCAAAGUUACAUUGACUCACAAAAUCGACGCUGAUUUUUCUAGCAAAUUGAAUCUAUUGCCAUUGGUGUUUGUCUAUUGUGAAUGUGAAUGAAUUAUGAUUCAAACGAAGGAUUAUAUAACCAAUCUGACUGUUGGGGAUAAAGUUGUAGCGUUUGUGAUCAGUUCGUACAAAAGGAAAGAAGCAAAGAAAAAAACUCAGUUCAGUGAAUUUCCCCGUUUCGGUUUUUUAGUGCAUAAGAGACAUUGAAUGAUUGCAAUCCUCUUUUAAUCAGUGUUGUGUUAUUUCUGAAUUUGCAAAAUAAGAGACACAGGACCUUGGAUAUAAAAUAAUCUUGAUGACGUCCUAGAAUAUAACAAUUUUUAUGCAAUACAGUUUUUCACAACAUACAAUCAAGAGGAUGUAAUAAAGAAUACAAAAUGUAUACAUAUUGUGACAU